AACAGGCCUGCAGUAACAGCGCAUCCGCAUCCGGUUAGUGGUCACGAGAUCAUCUCUUUUUCUCUUUCUUUCUUUCUCUUGAUCGAUUUGAUAUUCUAUUCAAUCUCAGAUGUGGUUUCCCUCUCAUUCUAUCGGAUCAUGGUAUAUAUCCUCAGUAUCGGAUAUCCCCAUCAGACAGGUCAUUCUGAUCUAUAACCAUCCACCAAACCAUCCAUCCCGCCGAUCGUCAACGCCCAACCCGCAUGGCGACUGUUCCACUAUUCCCCAACCAUCAUCGCUAAACCCAUUCGAGCCGGAGUCCACCCUCCCUACCAGCAGUGGAAUCCUACUAUGCCAAUUUCGGGUCCCUAGCGGCCGCCGAUCCCUACCCAGCGGGCAAAUCAGAGACACUCCGUCGUCUUCGGUUGAUUUUCCAUGGUCCUCUCCCGCUGCCACACCAGACAGUAGCUUUUGCCGAUUGGAGAAAUCCCAGCGGUCAAUCGGGGAAGCCAAGAAUCAAUUAGUCAGGAUGAAGACAGGCUCGCUCGCUUAGACUCUUCAGCAGGGCCGGGUAGAUCCCGAUCGUAUUUCGUAUUGCGUGUUGCCGUAUCCGCGUAUUCGACACCUAAGGGCCUCCUCCAAUCAAUCGAAGGAUGAUGAGCCCAUAAGCCCCGGCCUGGACGGGGAGAGGAAAGGACUCUAUGGCAACCGGGUGGGGCGGACGA
Messenger RNA from Aspergillus campestris IBT 28561, 704 nucleotides. RefSeq lists its product as uncharacterized. NCBI's taxonomy places the organism in Eukaryota, Fungi, Ascomycota, Eurotiomycetes, Eurotiales, Aspergillaceae. Bases 110 to 532 code for a protein of 140 amino acids. The record is from RefSeq and is a predicted model, not a curated record. The transcript has a single exon.